AUGAAUAGACCUGAACAACAGCAACAAUACAAUCAGUAUCAACAACAACAGCAACAGUUUCGUCAACCACAACUACCAUAUAAUGAUUACCAACAACAUCAACAACAUCAGCAACAGCAACAGCCUCAACAAUAUCAACAGUAUCAACAAUACCAACAAACCCCACAACAAUUUCACCCUCAGUAUAACAUUUCACCUUCAACUCAACAUUCACAUAUUUCACCAACAUCUUCACAAUAUUCCAAUACUUCUGAAGGUCAAAGGCUAAAAUCUGCUCAAGACACUGUAACAACAGAUGAUGGACGUCCCUUAUUGGGUGCUACGAAAGUUGAUCAAUUGAUGCUUGUUAUUCAAGCCCGUAAAAAAGGUGUUCAUAAUCCAAUAGCACAAGCUGAUGAUGGUUCUAUUUUGGAUAAUGGUGAUGGUGUAUUGCCUCAAGAAACGGAAUUAGUUGGUGGGAUUGAUAAACCAAAGACAAAAGGUACUAAACAUCAUGAAUGUCAGUAUUGUCACAAGACUUUUACUCAAUCAACUCAUUUGGAAGUUCAUGUUCGUUCUCAUAUUGGUUAUAAACCAUUUGAAUGUAAUUAUUGUGGGAAAAGAUUCACUCAAGGUGGUAAUUUAAGAACUCAUUUGAGAUUGCAUACUGGUGAGAAACCAUACAUUUGUGAAACUUGUGGUAGAAGUUUUUCAAGAAAGGGGAAUUUAGCUGCUCAUAAACUGACCCAUGAAAAUUUGAAACCAUAUGAAUGUAAAUUAGAUGGUUGUAAUAAAGCAUUCACACAAUUGGGGAAUUUAAAAGCUCAUCAAAAUAGAUUUCAUUUAGAGACAUUGAACAAUUUAACUAGGAGAUUAGCUGAGAUUGAUCCAGAAGAUGCACAAACUACAAUGAAUCCAGAUGAAAGAGAUUUAUUGAAUUAUUUUGCUGGAUUAUACAAAAAUUCAAAUAGAGGUAUAAAAGGUCGUGGGAAAAGAACAUCACCAGUGUUGAAGACACCACAAAUUGCAAACCAAGCUGCUCCAGUUAAUAAUCAACCACAACCACAACAGCAGCAGCAACAGCAACAGCGUCCUCAACAACAACAGGCUAAACAAGAACAGCAACAGCAGUACAACCCACAAUACCAACAAUAUCAAUAUCCUCAAGAUCAAUCAUUCAAUCAACAGUUGGCCUUUAAUCAACAAAAUGGUGCAAAUUUUGCUCCUCCUAUGAAUCCUGGCGCAAAAGCUGGUAAUAUUUCAUUCAAAAAUGUGAAUUAUAAUUGA
Molecule: messenger RNA, 1266 nt
Organism: Hansenula anomala
Lineage: Eukaryota; Fungi; Ascomycota; Saccharomycetes; Phaffomycetales; Wickerhamomycetaceae
Gene: AZF1
Product: Azf1p
Exons: 2
Coding region: 1-1266 (421 amino acids)
Biological process (GO): regulation of transcription by RNA polymerase II
Cellular component (GO): transcription regulator complex; PcG protein complex
Molecular function (GO): RNA polymerase II cis-regulatory region sequence-specific DNA binding; DNA-binding transcription factor activity, RNA polymerase II-specific
Source: RefSeq, a predicted model, not a curated record